Messenger RNA from Lonchura striata (white-rumped munia), 2069 nucleotides. Its product is annotated as nuclear factor 7, brain. The record is from RefSeq and is a predicted model, not a curated record. Lineage: Eukaryota; Metazoa; Chordata; Aves; Passeriformes; Estrildidae. Gene Ontology annotation, molecular function: metal ion binding; protein binding.
CGGGGCCGAGGUUCGGGGUGUCGGAGGUGGGAGAGCGACGGGACGGGGCUGGACUGAGCUGGACUGGACCAGAGUAGGGAUGGCCGGCGGCAGCCAGGACCGCAGCCUGCGGGAGGAGCUGACCUGUGCCAUCUGCUGCGAGCUGUUCAGCGAGCCCGUCAUGCUGGACUGCAUGCACCACUUCUGCAAGGGCUGCAUCCAGCAGUACUGGGACAGCUGCGCGCACGGCCCCUCGUGCCCGCAGUGCCGCCGCAGGUUCCCCGGCCGCGCUUUCCGCUCGCACUACCUGCUCUCGGGGCUGGUGGAGAAGGUGCGGCGCUGCGGCUCCCAGGAGCACCAGCACAAGAUGCGGAAGCACCUGGAAGAUGCUUUGCAAGCUCGUCAGAAGGAGAUGGAGAAGUUGCUGCAGAGGAAGCGCGUGGUGCAGGAGGACAUCUGCAGCCUGACGAAGGUGUCUGGGGAGCUGAACUUCAAGAUUCGGGCUGAGUUUGCUCGCCUUCAUCAGAUCCUGGAGGAAGAGGAGAGAGCUGUGCUGGCAGAACUGGGUGAGAAGGAGGAGCAGACACUGGCUCAGCUGCACAGGCAUGUUGGCCAGCUGGAAGAGGGGAUGGCAGUGCUGCAGAGGGACAUCAAGCAUGUCAAGCAGACCCUGAGCAAGAUGGAAGAUGUGUCACUACUGGAGGUGGAGAGCCUGGAUGUCAGGCCCUCGGUGCGUGUGGAGACCCAGCCUGCCCUGGACCUGCAGCACUACAGGGACAGCCACAGUGGUCCCUUGCAGUACAUCUUCUGGAGGCAGAUGCUGCGCUCCAUCUGCCCUGCUCCUGCCCCACUCACCUUUGACCCUGAGUCAGCCCACCCCAACCUGGUCCUCUCCAGGGAUCUGACAGCAGUGACAGAGAGGAAUCGAGCCCAGCCCGUGCCCGUCAGCCCUCGGCGCUUCCGCCAGUGCGUCAACGUCCUGGGCUCGCAGGCCUUCGACAGCGGCCGGCACUACUGGGAGGUCUGGGUGGGCAGCAAAACCAAGUGGGACCUGGGGGUGGCUGCUGAGGCUGUGGACCGGGCAGCCAAGGUCAAGCUGUGCCCAGAGAACGGCUACUGGACGCUGCGCCUGCGGAACAGGACAGAGUACUGGGCCACUGCCAGCCCCUGGGUGCGCCUGGCUCCCCGCCAGCCCCCUCGGAAAGUGGGCGUCUUCCUGGACUGCCAGGAGGGCUCCGUCAGCUUCUUUGAUGCUGGGGACAUGUCCCACCUCUUCACCUUCCACCAGGUCUCUGCAGAGAGAUACUGCCCCUUCUUCAGCACCUGCUUCAGUGACGGGAGGGACAACGUGGAGCCCAUGCGCCUCUGUCACCUGGCCCUGUGAGGGACCAGGGUGUGCUGGAGACCCUGGCCUGGCUCCUGCCCAGGACUGCACUUGAGGCCAGUUCUGAACACAGAAGCCUGAGCGGUGUUGGAGGAGCUGUUUUGGUUUUAGUUUUGGGAGGAAGGAGGGGAUGAGUCUCUUCCCAGGUCCUGUCUGCCCUUCCUUCCCUGUGCCAUGGCUGCGGUUGCCACAAGGCACUGACAGGGGUUCCUGGCACCCCUAGAAGAGCAACCUGCCUUCCCUGAGCACAGCAGAGUGCAGUAACAGCAGCCACGGGGCUGCAGGGGAGGGGGCUGGGAGUUGCUGGCACCUCCUGUCUCUCUGUGCUCCCACCCGUGACCCCCGUGGAGCAGGGCAGCGGUCCUGGGGCACCAUCGGGUGCCUCAGCCCCACGUCCCGGCCAUGGCAUCCCCUGCGGGAAGAGCUUCCCGGGGCUGGGCUGCGGGCCGGCAGCAGAGGGAGCCCGGUGCGCGCCUCGCUUGCUAUUAAAGCUCAUUAGAAAUUCGGUGCUGCCUGCUCGGGGCUUGUGUCCUGGGGGUUCUGCUGCUCUGGGGUGUGGCACAACCCGGGGGCACCAAGCAGUCCCCCAGAGCCCUGCUCAUCUCGCAGUGGAUUUUCACCAUUUUAAGAUUUCACCAUGUCUGGCCUGGCUGGCUCUUAAGGAUCUGUACAUGUGAAAAAAUGCCAAGUCCCAAUUCUUUCCAAA